AGCAAUGGUGGAUGAGGCUGUGGUCAACAUGAUCAUCAAGGACUCCCAGCCGUUCUCCGUUGUGGAGGAUGUGGGCUUCAGGGAGCUCAUGCACCUAAUGGAUCCCAACUAUAUUCUCCCCAGUAGAAAGGCUCUGAAAGCAAUGGUGGAUAUAAAAUAUCAGGAGGCCAAGGAGAAGGCCAGAGAGCAGGUCCAGAAGGCUGUGGCUGUCAGUCUCACGUCUGACAUGUGGACGUCCAUCAAUAUGGACGCCUACCUGGCAGUGACGUGCCAUUUCAUUGACGAUGAAGACCAGCUCUGCACUACUCUGCUUGGGGUGCAACAUUUUCCAAAGGCCCAUACAGCAGAAAACCUUGCAGCGGGGCAUGUACAGCUCAUGGAGGAGUGGGGCAUCAGAGAUAAGGUGAAGUGUCUUGUCACUGAUGGCGCAUCAAACAUGAACGCUUGUGUGAGACAACUAAAUGUGAGGCAUGCAAUAUGCAUUGCUCACACAAUAAACCUUAUUGUUCGCAAGUCCUUCGAUGAUGUGGAAGGACUAAAUGAAUUAAGGCAGAAAUGUAGGAGGUUGGUGACCCUCUUCCGCACAAGCACUACUGCGAAAGAGCGACUGGUCCAAGUGCAGGAGCAGAUGGGAAGGCAGCCCUACAAAAUGAUAAUAGAGGUAGACACGCGUUGGAACAGCACAUUCCUUAUGUUGCAGCGGCUGUAUGAGCUAAGAGAGCCAGUGGGGGCAGCCCUGGCCUCACUGAAAACAGACAUUACCCCCCUUACAGCAGCUGAGUAUGACUCUGUGAACAACACUCUGAGUGUACUCGCCCCAUUCCACCAAGCAACAGUUGAGGUUUCUGCUGAGAAGAGGGUAUCCUCCUCAAAAGUGAUACCUCUCAUGAAGAUGUUGCAUCAUGCAAUAACAAACAAGAUGCACACAAUGAAUGCAUCCACCAUUGCGAGGCAGCUGGGGGACAACCUUGUUCGACGUCUGAGGGACCACAUGAGUUCUUUGGAGUCAGCAGGUGGCCUGACAAUGCCAACUUUAUUGGAUCCAAGAUUUAAAAAAUUAGGAUUCGAAAAUGCAACCAGGAGACAAGAAGCAGUGAACCGGCUGAAAAAUGAGUGUGCAAAUGUAAUAAGGCAUGAAGCCUCAUCUGCCCCCCCCAGACCAGCUGCAAAACACUCGCGUGGCUCAAUCUGGUGGCAAUAG
Solea solea (common sole) is the source of this 1201-nucleotide messenger RNA. RefSeq names its product E3 SUMO-protein ligase ZBED1-like. The record is from RefSeq and is a predicted model, not a curated record. NCBI's taxonomy places the organism in Eukaryota, Metazoa, Chordata, Actinopteri, Pleuronectiformes, Soleidae. Bases 5 to 1201 code for a protein of 398 amino acids. The transcript has 2 exons.